Messenger RNA from Oppiella nova, 645 nucleotides. Lineage: Eukaryota; Metazoa; Arthropoda; Arachnida; Sarcoptiformes; Oppiidae. The record is from the annotation of a GenBank genome assembly.
AUUUUCUAAAACUAAUGCAAUUUUAAUAUAGACUAAUAUACGCAUCAAAAUUAUUAUUAGUGUCUCUUGUGAUUAAAAUUUAUAUCUAAAUAAAUAUUCAUUUUAUAAAAUUAAAAUUAUAGUUAGCAAUGAUUGCAAAAUUAAUUGUGUUUAUAUCAUUCAUAGUGAUUGUGUCGUAUGGUGUGGUCAUUGGUGUUGAAACUAUAGCAAAGACCUGGGAUGUCAAUGAAGGCGAUGGGAUUGCUAUGUUAUAUUGCGGCGAGUGUCAGGACUUAAAUGGCAAGAAAUAUAUCAAAGAGUUCAUGGAUUGUGUGGUGGACUGUCCCGAAGCCAUCAAAAUGGCUGAAGUGGCGAACCAAACGAGGGCUAAAUUUGACGACUGUCUCCACAAACUUCAUGAUCUGAUGAAGACUUUCAGAGAAAACGCUAAACCGGAUGACUAUAAAAAGAAUGACACCUGUAGUGUUGAAUUGGAUAAGCACCGGGAUGAGAUUAAAAAGUGCGGAGACUAGAGCUUGUCUCAGUCAAUAAAUAUCUCUAAUUGUAAACUCAGGAAUUUAUUAUUAAAUUUUAAUAAACAUUUAGUUUUAAUAAUUAAUUGCGAUUUUUAAUUAUUAUUUCGAAAUUUAAUAAUCAGACCUGUCC